GCUUGAGCUUUCUGAAGCAGAUGCAGAACCCAGCAAGGUGCAGAAGAAGAAAAAGGAGAAUGGAAAAGGAGCAACAAGAAAAAAAGGUUUUAACAACUGGCAAGUUCACAUGGACCAUUAACAACUUCUCUAGUAAGUUCUUCAAUCACUACUACUCCCACACCUUCUUCUUCGGCCCCUAUUCCUGGCAGAUAGCUAUUUCAGGUAUCCCCAACAUUUAUUUACGAGUCUUAUUGGUAGAUCGAUUGUAUACUGGGGACAUUGAUGGAUGGAGAUCUCUUAACUUCAAGCUCUCUUUAGUUGAUCAGCUUCAAGGCAAAUCCACAAUAAUAAAUGAGAGUGAGAAUAUCAAUAUUCAUCAGCUCAAAACAGGAGUUGCUGUUGUUUCCUUGAGAGUACUUUCAGGCAUGGUUUCUGACCCCAAAAACGGGUUUCUUGUAAAGGACACGUGCAUUGUUGUUGCUGAGGUUUCUGUCAAUGAUUUAGGACUUGAUCAUGAUCAAAAUCACCCAUGUUUAGUUAUGAAGUCCACAGCUUUAUUUAUGGAUUUCAGGGGAUUAUGCAAAAUAGAGAAAGACUAUGUUCAACUACUAGAGAAUUCAUGUUCGAAGUACCCUUCUCUUAUUGAAAGCCAUAGAAAGAGAAAAAGGAGCCAAAGGUUCAAUCAACUUUCAUUCACAACAUUAGGGAAACUCUUGCAUUUUCUAAAGACCAAGAAAGUGAAGGACAUGAAGAGUGAUGAUGCUUGUAAGGAGUUACAAGAUUUAUGGGAUGAAGCUGAGAUUAGAUUUGAUGAUUUGAGUUGGUUGGAGCCACAUGUUAAAUCUGCUUUGAGCUAUUUUGAGAAUGCAGCCAAGGUGAAAAAGCUUAAGGGUAAUGUGGUUGAUUUAGAAGAAAAAGCUAAGACCCUGAAAGCAGAGGUAAUUGCUAUAGAUGCUGUUCUUGAAACAACAAAGAAAGAAUUGGCAAAGGCUGAAGAAGGUUUUGUAGCAAGAGAUUUGGAUGAUCAAUUAGGAUAUGGAAUAAUUUCCUAAUUUAGAUUAAGAUUAUAUAUAAAUAUAUUUUUGUAUUCUGCUUACUAGCUAGAUCUCUAUCAUUCUGUAAAAUCCAGAACACUAAUAUCUCUAGGACUUUAUAAUAAUUCUAUUAUCUAGUAUUCUACUUUUGUCAAUUAUAGAAUGUUAAGUAGGGUAACUUGUAUGCCGUAUAUAAUCACAAAUU
Arachis stenosperma is the source of this 1221-nucleotide messenger RNA. RefSeq names its product MATH domain and coiled-coil domain-containing protein At3g44790-like. Gene Ontology annotation, molecular function: protein binding. The transcript has 3 exons. The record is from RefSeq and is a predicted model, not a curated record. NCBI's taxonomy places the organism in Eukaryota, Viridiplantae, Streptophyta, Magnoliopsida, Fabales, Fabaceae. Bases 21 to 1034 code for a protein of 337 amino acids.